AUGCAACGCAUCGACGAUGUGGCAAGCCGUAUUGAUGGAGCUAUCAGCAAGCUACAAUCUGAUGUUGAAGAGAUGAAGGACUCUCAGCAGUUCAUUUCGAAUGAAUUUGAAUCCGUUAAACACACACUCUCUGAGCACGAUAACGAAAUACGUUCUACGUCAGAGCAGAUCAAAUGCCUAAAGGAAGACAAUUCUACCCUGCGUAACCACAUGGAAGAGUUGAACUACGAGGUUAAUGUUGUUAAACAGAAAAGUCUGGAGAGUAACUUUCUCAUAUCGAACCUGAUCAAAACAAAUGAUGAAAAUUUAUGUAUGUUGGUUGAAAGUAUCGCAAGACUGUUGGAUAUUCCGUUUAAUGCUGCAAACAUCCUUGGGGUUUCGCGGCUGUCUUCAAAGAACCAGAAAGAUAUUCAACCUGUAUUGGUACGGUGUACUACCGUUUAUGUGAAGGAGCAAUUUAUGAAUGCCAUCAAAGGACGUCCAAUCACGUGUGAAGAGAUAGGUCUCGGAGUCAAACAGCAAAUUUUCAUCAAUCAUCAUCUUACAUCAAUCAACCAGCGUAUAUUGGGUGCAACACGGAAGUUCAAGAAGGAUUACAAUUACCGCUUUGUUUGGUUUGCAAAUGGCUCAGUAUUUCUGAGGAAAGAUGAGAAUUCCAAAAUAAUCCGAGUAAACGAUGUUCAUGAUCUGCCUAAUUCAUAA
Messenger RNA from Armigeres subalbatus, 702 nucleotides. RefSeq lists its product as uncharacterized. The transcript has a single exon. The coding region runs from base 1 to 702 and encodes 233 amino acids. The record is from RefSeq and is a predicted model, not a curated record. Lineage: Eukaryota; Metazoa; Arthropoda; Insecta; Diptera; Culicidae.